AUGGGUAAUCGAGGUCAACGUAAUGCUGCUGCUCCAUAUGGAGAUCCUUAUUUGAACCAGUAUGGAGCUGGAUAUGGUCCGGGAGCAGCGCCUGGCUUGAACGGUUAUGGCGGUUAUGGCGCAAGUCCAUAUGGUGGCUAUGGUGGGGUCGGUUAUUUAACUACUCCCGGUGCAGUUAUCGAAGAACCGUGGGAAGUUACUCAGUGGACUGAGUAUUAUGUACCAACGCCACAGCGGCCGAUUGUAGGUGGCCGACGUGCUCGACCUGUUAUUUACGUAGCUGCACAAUUGCCAGCAGCAAAUCCAUGUGCCGGAUUCGGUGGCGGUUUU
Messenger RNA from Didymodactylos carnosus, 330 nucleotides. The record is from the annotation of a GenBank genome assembly. NCBI's taxonomy places the organism in Eukaryota, Metazoa, Rotifera, Eurotatoria, Philodinida, Philodinidae.